AUGGCCCAGCCCCAGUGCCCGCCGCCCGCCGCCGCCGCCGCGCCCUGGGUCCUCCCCGCGGGCUGGCGCCCCGCGACGCCGCCGUCCUCGGCCCCCGGGCCGGUCCCUGCGGCAGCGCCCCGCGCCCCGACGGCCCCGGGCCGGGCGCGCCCCGCGCCCCGCGGCGGCCAGAGGCGCAGCGCCAGCGAGCGCGAGAAACUGCGCAUGCGCACGCUGGCCCGCGCGUUGCUCCGGCUGCGCCGCUUCCUGCCGCCGUCGGUGGCGCCCGCCGGCCAGAGCCUCACCAAGAUCGAGACCCUGCGCCUGGCCAUCCGCUACAUCGGCCACCUGUCGGCCGUGCUGGGCCUGAGCGACGCGCGGCUGCAGCAGCAGCAGCGGCAGCGGCAGCAGCGGCGGCGGCGGCAGCGGGCCAGCCCCGGGGACUGCCCGCUGUGCCCCGACGUCCCCAUCCAGGCCGCCUGGGGGUCUCCAGCCGUCCGCCCGCGAGCCCUGGUGUCGCCCGACCCUCCGGCGUUCCACGUUGAGGCCGUUUGGCCCGAAGGACCGUCGGCGGAACCGGGUCCCUCGUCCCCGGUUGGUACCCGCUGCUCCCGCUCCCACCCCCAUCCCAGCGCGUCCGCGGGGAGGGAGAGGCGGCGCGCGCGGGACGCUGAGUCGGCGCUGUGGCCCGUGUUCCCGCAGCUCUUUCCCGGAGACGUGCUGGCCCUGCUGGAAAGCUGGACGGCCCUGGAGUGGCCGCCCGCUUGAGCGACCAUCGCGGGACCGGACAGCGACGUGCAUGGUCAACUCGACGCCGCUCGGGUCCUCAGCGCCUUCACAGCGUCCUGGAAGCAAGACCUGGCUCAGCCGGUGUGAACGGUUGGUCCUGAACCACAGGAGCUGACCACAGCCCCAGCCACGGAGCCCCCGACCAGGAGGCCUCGCCAGGCCGCGGAGCCCUACGGUCACAGACACCCCCGCCACGGCGCUCCCCCUCUCUCCCUCUCCCCAUCCACGGUGUCCUCGCCCACGGGGCACCGGCGCCUCGGCCUCGCUUGUCUUUAUUUAUUUGUGAAUAAACUGCUUGUUCUGG
Messenger RNA from Sorex araneus (European shrew), 1072 nucleotides. RefSeq names its product mesoderm posterior bHLH transcription factor 1 (gene MESP1). The transcript has a single exon. Lineage: Eukaryota; Metazoa; Chordata; Mammalia; Eulipotyphla; Soricidae. Gene Ontology annotation, molecular function: DNA-binding transcription factor activity, RNA polymerase II-specific; protein dimerization activity; RNA polymerase II cis-regulatory region sequence-specific DNA binding. The record is from RefSeq and is a predicted model, not a curated record. Gene Ontology annotation, biological process: heart morphogenesis; mesoderm formation; somite rostral/caudal axis specification. Gene Ontology annotation, cellular component: nucleus. Bases 1 to 747 code for a protein of 248 amino acids.